GGGAUGCGGAUACGGAUCAGGAUCCGGAUCCGGGCGGGGCCAUGGGCAGGGCUCCUCCAGCUCCGCUGCCUCAACCUGAGGAGCUGGAAAAGGACCCAGCUGGCAGUCUGGAAAUGGCCACCGCACACUUGGCACCACUAAGACCACCCAUCGGCACCUCUGGGUCCUCUCUGCCACCACUGGGAGCCGUCGGGUGGCACCCAGCCCGGGCUGGGCGCCAGAGGCUCCCUCUGCUGGCAGCUGCCCCAGAACAUGAUGUUUUAAUCCAGUUUUCUACAAAAACGGGGCUGAGGGAUAAAGAAGGAGCAGCUCUGGCAGCGGGAGCUCUGCUGGGACAUGGCACAGGGGGCUUGAGGUGCAUUGUCUCCCAUGGGUGCAGCAGCCCCAGGUCUGCCGGAGGUGGCACAUUUGGGAUGCUGCAGGACAAGGGAUCUGGGAUCCAGCCACAGCAGGGACACCCAGGCGAUGGCCCCUGUCCCCAAGCCCCCUGUGCCAUGUCACAGCUGACCUCCCCCCGGUGCCAUCAGGAUCUGAUGUCACUGGUGCUCCUGUGUCUCCUCACAGCCGAUUUGUGGUGGAAGAUGACGGUGCCAGUGCCCAACAGCACGGCAGUGUCGUGGGCACUGCCAGAGCCGGAGCUGGAGCGCUCACCCUGCCUGGUUGGCAUCGUGCCCAUCGUGUACUACAGCGUCCUGCUGGGGCUGGGGCUGCCAGCGAACAUCCUGACCGCCGUGGCCCUGUCCCGCCUGGCCACCAGGACCAAGAAAUCAUCCUACUGGUACCUGCUGGCCUUGACCACCUCCGACAUCCUCACCCAGGUCUUCAUCAUCUUCGUGGGCUUCAUCCUGCAGACGGCCAUCCUGGCGCGGGCAGUGCCCAGCGCCUUCAUCCACACCGUCACCGUGCUGGAGUUCACGGCCAACCACGCGUCCACCUGGGUCACCGUGCUGCUGACCGUGGACCG
This is a messenger RNA of Zonotrichia albicollis (white-throated sparrow), 964 nucleotides long. It is a transcript of the gene GPR142, whose product is annotated as G protein-coupled receptor 142. The record is from RefSeq and is a predicted model, not a curated record. Gene Ontology annotation, cellular component: plasma membrane. NCBI's taxonomy places the organism in Eukaryota, Metazoa, Chordata, Aves, Passeriformes, Passerellidae. Gene Ontology annotation, biological process: G protein-coupled receptor signaling pathway. Gene Ontology annotation, molecular function: G protein-coupled receptor activity.